Molecule: messenger RNA, 2217 nt
Organism: Dimorphilus gyrociliatus
Lineage: Eukaryota; Metazoa; Annelida; Polychaeta; Dinophilidae
Source: the annotation of a GenBank genome assembly
AUAUUUGCAGCGUCACUAUCGACUGUGCAACACCGUAAAAGAGACGCUGCAGAGAUGUCCGCAGGUGCCGCGAAUAAUAACAGCGGUAAAGACUAUCGGAAUAGAGAUAUUCGGAAGAAAUUUGAAUUUAAGCAAUUACUCGGAACAGGAGCUUUCUCUGAAGUUCACCUCGUUGAAGAACGUGUUCCACCUAGUGAUGGAAUACCCUCUUUGUUCAAGUCGGCCGCAGUUAAAGUGAUAGACAAAAAGGGAAUUAAAGGAAAGGAAGAUGCAUUAGAAAACGAGAUAACGGUUCUGAGGAAGUUAAAACACCCAAAUAUCGUUCAACUUUUAGAUGUCUAUGAGGAUAAAAAAAGUGUUUAUUUAGUGAUGGAACUUGUUACUGGAGGCGAAUUGUUCGAUCGAAUCGUUGAAAAAGGAUCGUAUACUGAAAGAGAUGCUAGCAACCUAAUUCGACAAGUUCUCGAAGCUGUCGAUUUUAUGCAUAGCACAGGGAUAGUUCAUAGAGAUUUAAAGCCUGAAAACCUUCUAUAUGAGAACAAAACGGAAGAAUCGAAGAUAAUGAUAAGUGAUUUCGGUCUUUCAAGAUUUGAGGAUUCUGGUUGCAUGGCAACAGCCUGUGGAACUCCUGGAUAUGUUGCUCCAGAAGUGCUUGCUCAAAGACCUUAUGGGAAAGAGGUAGAUGUUUGGAGUAUUGGAGUUAUAGCUUAUAUACUCUUAUGCGGUUAUCCACCAUUUUACGACGAGAAUGACGCUGAAUUAUUCAGACAAAUUCUGAAGGCCGAGUAUGAAUUUGACGCCCCUUAUUGGGAUGAAAUCUCUGAUUCAGGUAAGUGUUCAGGAAGAGAAAAUAAUAAAUUGUAAAAAAAACAAAAAGGAGAAAAAUCCUACUGUAGACAAGAUUGACCUACAAACUAUUAAUUUUCUCUCCACCCUCUCUUCCCUUUUCUUCUCCCUAAUAGCCAUCACCUUAAAGUAUCAAUGAAUGUUUUUCAUAGAUGUUGCUUUUUUUUAUAUUAGUGUCGAUUUUUCUCUGUCAUUCUAUUUUUUUUUCUACUUUGCACUUACCAAUAUAGCCAAAGACUUCAUUCGACAUUUGAUGUGCAAAGAGCCUAAGAAACGCUAUACUUGCAAAGGAGCUCUAGAACAUCCCUGGAUAUCCGGAAAUGCUGCUGCAGAGAAGGAUAUUCAUAAAAUGGUUAGCGAACAACUGCAAAAGAAUUUCAAAUCCAAAUGGAAGGUAAUAUUUUCAUAUUAAACUGAAAUGUACGAAAUGGGAUUGUGUAAAUGAGGUAUAUACUUAGAAAAGGGGAAAAGUAUCGAUAGAUCUAUAUGUAACAUCAGAUGGCGACACUGAAUAGAUAGAAAAAAAUUUUCAAAAUUGGAGCGACAUCUGGUAAAGAAUUUGAGAAAACUGACUAGACAGAUACGUAAUUGCCGUCUACGGAAAGAUAUACAAGACGAUAGAGAAUAUUUUUUAAUCAAGUUUUCCCUUUUUUUAAAUGGAUUUAACAAAAGAGAAUUCAAUUUCGAUCUAUAAGCUUAAUCUUCUUUGGGAAGAGAACAAGUAGAAAAGAAUAAAAAAAGGGAGAGGGGGCAAAGGAUGACGAAAUCUAUUAUAUGAAUAUUUAUGAAAAGAACAAUAUGUAUAUUCUCCUUCCAUAGAACAUAUAGAAGUAGGCAAUAGAGUUCGAAAAAAAAUUCGUCUACAAUCAGGGUGCAUAUGUUAUUCCUAAUGCUUGUUAAAGGAAUCCAUUUAUUUAAUUAAUUAAGUCUUUUGGUAAUAGGGUAAUCUGUGCUUUUUUUUUAUAUCUACUGUCCUAAAAUAGUUUUUAUUCGUUCCAGCGAGUUUAUGCGGCAAUCUGUGCCACAAGAAGAAUGCAAAGAUUAGCUUUGGGAAGUGAUAAAAACGCUAGCGGAACAUCCGUUCUGGAAAAUACUGCAAAUUGAUUUUCAAAGGUUAAUUAGGCCAUCUACCGACGUUAUAUCAAUCUACUGCUGCUUCUCAGUGUUGUAUAAUAUUACAAAGAAAGAAAAUAACAAGAAUUUUCUGUCUUCCUUUGUACUCUUUGAAGAUUUUCUGCACUGAAACUUUUUUCACAAAGCAAUUAUUUAAAAAAAAUAGUUAAUAAUGAAAUAUUCGUGUGUACUGAUAAACGUGUUAAAGAGUAUACUGCAAUAUAUAUAUAUAUAUAUAUAUAUAUAUAUAUAUAUAUA